Molecule: messenger RNA, 936 nt
Organism: Didymodactylos carnosus
Lineage: Eukaryota; Metazoa; Rotifera; Eurotatoria; Philodinida; Philodinidae
Source: the annotation of a GenBank genome assembly
AUGAAAGAAUCAGCUCCCUUCUGUUUAUUUCAAAUAUUAUUUGUAUUUCUUCGACAAAUGUCUCAAACUCAAGAAUCCAAAGAACAAAUGUUAGAUUAUUGUAAAAGUUGUUCUAAAGAGGAUAAAGCUGAAUUAAAGAAAAUUAAAGAUUUUCGUAACACAUAUGAUCGUAAAAAAGCAGUAGAGUGGUAUACCAAAGACUCUUUUAUUUAUCGUCUAGUUAACAGAGCCUUGACAAGAGAACCUAUUUAUGCUUUGUAUUUACUUCGAUUUUAUAUUACUGAUUUAUAUUUAGAAAUUGAAGGAACGAAAUCGACGAGGUCAACAGAAACUACCUAUCGUGGACAGAUAAUAUCAAAAGAAGAAAUCGAUAUGUUAAAUGAUAAUUCUAAAAAUGUAAUUUCAGUAAGUAGUUUCUUCUCAACAACACGUAACCCUCUGGUUACCAAACGAAUGAUAGAAGAAGUAGCGAAUACAGAAAAUCUGGUCUGUGUUUUAUUUGAAAUUGAAGUUAAUCAUAAAAUGAAACCAAACGUUUGCAUUGAUAUUCACAAAUAUUUGGGGAUAACAUCAGAAGAAUCUGAAGUUCUCUUCAAUCUUGGUACGGUAUUCAAAAUUAAAUCAGUUGCAUUUGAUGAUGAAAUUGCAGCUUGGAAAGUCAAUAUGGUGACAACAAAUGGGAUAUUAGAUUUUCAAGAUUAUCUUAAGGCAUAUAAAACUGAAAUAACAAAUAUCAACGAAUUGUUUGGUAGUUUUUUUCGUGCGAUAGGUGGACAUACUACAGCAGAACAAUACUUUCAAUUAAUGUUAAAAAAUACCGAUAGGUCACAGGAAGCUACUGAUAUAUAUGAUAAUAUAGGAGAUAUCAAACUGGAGAUAAUGCAAUUAUUAAGUGCAUUAAAACAUUACAAAAGUGCAUAUGAAAUUCGAAAGUAA